Messenger RNA from Leptinotarsa decemlineata (Colorado potato beetle), 787 nucleotides. RefSeq names its product zinc finger CCCH domain-containing protein 15 homolog. Gene Ontology annotation, cellular component: cytosol. NCBI's taxonomy places the organism in Eukaryota, Metazoa, Arthropoda, Insecta, Coleoptera, Chrysomelidae. Gene Ontology annotation, molecular function: mRNA binding; metal ion binding. Gene Ontology annotation, biological process: cytoplasmic translation. The record is from RefSeq and is a predicted model, not a curated record.
AACAUACAUCAUUUCAGGAGCUGACCCAAAAUCAGUUGUUUGUGCUUUCUUUAAGCAGGGACAAUGUGGCAAAGGUGAUAAGUGUAAAUUUUCCCAUGACUUGGCAGUUGAAAGAAAAGCUGAAAAGAGGUCCAUGUAUGUUGACAUGCGAGAUGAUGGAGAUGGAGAUACUAUGGAAAAUUGGGAUGAAGCUAAACUUAAAGAGGUUAUCGAAAAGAAACAAGGGAAAUCGGCAGUGAUGCCUACAACAGACAUAAUCUGCAAGCACUUCUUAGAAGCUGUUGAAAAAUCUAAAUAUGGAUGGUUUUGGCAAUGUCCUGCUGGCGAAAACUGCAUAUAUCGCCACGCCUUACCACCAGGUUUUGUUCUCAAAAAAGAUAAAAAAAAACUUGAAGACAAGGAAAAUGAAAUCACCUUGGAUGAUCUAAUUGAGAAAGAAAGAGCAGCUCUAGGUCCUAAGCAAACUAAAGUUACCCUAGAAACGUUUUUGGCAUGGAAAAAGAGAAAGAUUCAGGAGAAAAAAGAUCAGGCCAAAAAAGAUGAAGAUAAGAAACGUACAGAUUACAAAGCUGGAAGACAAGUUGGAUUGUCCGGAAGGGAAAUGUUUAGUUUUAACCCAGAACUGGCGAAUGAUAAUGAUAUGGAGGAAGGAGAUGAGCUCUUUGACUCAACAACAUAUGCCCCAGAAGAAGAUUCUAAUGUUUACAAAGAGAUCAAUUUGGACAUAUUAGAGCAGGAUAUACAAGAGGUUAGUGCUGGACAUUAUUGUUGAGAUAUAAUUCAGUUG